AGAUCCCUCAACACAGUUCUCAAGAAAAAGAUUUCUUCGCAUACAUCGAUCGUGAACUGCCAAAUUCUUUUUACCACAUGCAUUAAAUUCGGAAUUGUUGUAAAAAUUAAAACACUUUCUGGCAGACCAAUAUAUUUUAGAUCUAGACCUAAGACAGAAGUAUUAUCCUCGAGAUGUGUUUCUUUAGCUGUAUAACACGGUUCCUGUUCUUUGUUUAUGGCACUUUGGGACCGGCUUGGCACACAUACAAAACACUCAACAGCGGAGACGAGGAGUUCCUGGCCUGGGCCAAGUACUGGAUAGUCUACGCCUUUCUGGUCACUAUCGAGGUGCUGGCCGACAUCUUCUUGUCGUGGCUGCCGCUCUACAUGCCCACCAAGUUCCUUUUGGUCCUGUGGAUCGUCCUAAGUGCUCCGUCUGCCAAUGUUUGGAUAUUCGACGCCAUCCUGCGUCCAAUAUUGGCCAAGCGGCAGGAACAGAUCGAUCAUUUCUUGCACCAGGGCAAGGACAAACUACUGAGCGAUGCCCUAUCUUCGAUGACAAAUUUGUUAUCCCGCAGUCAAACCGUUGUACUGCCCUUUAUGACCCAUCUCUGGUCGAGGUCGAAUAGCUCUCUGCCGAACCCUGUGAGUUCCAACGACUUGGUGGACGCCACUGGAGGAGGAGGAGGAGGUGGAAUCAUGGCUUCGGAUGACACUGAUUCGGCAUCCGCCUCGAUCCGCACGUCCCCACAGAAUCUGUCCAGUGGCUCAAGUCCUGCAGACAGCUUAAUGUACGUCAACGGUAAGUCUGAAGAGUUCCAGGUGGGCAUUUCGAAGGCCACCACCCAGUUGCGCUCGGAUCAAUCCGUGAACGAUCUGGCGAAGAAGAGCAUCUUGUCGCUGCAGUCAUCCGGAAUCCUUAAUCGCCGAGUUCAGCGCAAACCAAAAGUAUUUAAGGUGUCUAACGAUGAGUCUGCCACCGGUAUUUCCUCGCUUAACGCUCAGAAAGACGACUUCCAUGACGAUGUUGAGGACCUGCUGGCCAAGUCGAGGACAGAGGCUAAUGGCCAGGAAGUCCGUCAGCAACGUCAACUGGCCAACCGUCGCCGUCUCUAGUCAGCAGACCGCCCCUUUGUGCACAACCAGAUGGUAAAUGAUUAUAAUUUAAACCCCAAAUGAGGGUACAAUUACUUCGUUAAUGAGAAAUACAAAUU
This is a messenger RNA of Drosophila suzukii, 1195 nucleotides long. RefSeq names its product receptor expression-enhancing protein 1. Gene Ontology annotation, molecular function: microtubule binding. The record is from RefSeq and is a predicted model, not a curated record. Lineage: Eukaryota; Metazoa; Arthropoda; Insecta; Diptera; Drosophilidae. Gene Ontology annotation, cellular component: cytoplasmic microtubule; endoplasmic reticulum membrane.